Messenger RNA from Naegleria gruberi, 1701 nucleotides. RefSeq lists its product as uncharacterized. Bases 1 to 1701 code for a protein of 566 amino acids. The transcript has a single exon. Gene Ontology annotation, cellular component: cytosol; nucleus. Gene Ontology annotation, biological process: coenzyme A biosynthetic process. The record is from RefSeq and is a predicted model, not a curated record. Gene Ontology annotation, molecular function: ATP binding; pantothenate kinase activity. Lineage: Eukaryota; Heterolobosea; Eutetramitea; Acrasida; Naegleriidae.
AUGUUGUCAUCAUCAUCGGGUGCUGAUAAUAACAACAAAAGCAGUAAUAAUAAUAAUAAUAAUAGAAUGGAUAAUAGUACUAAUAGCAAUUGUAGCAACAACAACAACAGUAGCAACAGUAGCAAUAAUGUUGGUUUGGGAGGUUCUGGUAGUGCUCUGAAGGGAUCGGAGGAGAAGAAGAAACAACAGGCUCCUAUUAAAAUUCUCAAGAAGAAUGAUUUUAGACAGGAUAAUGAUGAAGAGUUUUCAAUGAGUCCAAAGUUAGUUACGAGAGGAGUUUUAUCAGUUAAAAUUCCACCUGCUAAUGUUAAUAGUAAUAAUGGAUCUCCCCUCCCUUCAUAUAAGAAGAGUUCAGCCUCGCCUUCAGCAUCUUCACCACCAGCAUCAGAAUUAUCUAAAGCUUUAGUAUCAUCGGAAGAUCAUGAUGGUCAAAGUCCAUCACCAACAACAUCUUCUUCUUAUGAGGAGCAAGGAAUUGCUGAAAAUCAUUUUAUAUUUCUUCCGAAUCAUAAUGAAUUGUUUAAUCACUUUGCAUUAGAUAUUGGUGGAUCACUUGUCAAGAUGGUUUACAUGUUACCUUUUAGUGAUAAUGAAUUUAUUUAUCAAACUCAAGAUUCUGAAAGUAAUGAACUUGAAGCUUAUUAUCAUCAAGCUGUUAGUAGUGAUGAUGAAGAGGUUGAUGGACAAUUAUCCAUAAAAUCACUUCCUCCACAAUCACCAUUAAUCAUUUCAAAGGAUGUUGAUCAUUUUUAUGAAUCUGAAAAUGGUGUUAAAAAGAGAGGUUCUAAACUUUGUUUUGCUAGAUUCCAAACACAAGAUAUUGAACAAUGUUUGAGUUUAAUUGAAAAGUUACUGAAAUUAGAUGAAUCAAUAACUGGUUCAUCAGAAGCUCCUUGUAUUAAACAUAUUAAUGCUACUGGUGGAGGUGCAUUCAAGUUUUCAGCACUAUUGAAAAAUAGAUUUGGUUUUGAAGUUAACAAGCUAGAUGAAAUGGAAUCAUUGAUUAAGGGGUUAAACUUUUUAUUGUUAAAUAUUCCAAAUGAAUCAUUUACAUUCACAAAGGAAAAGAAGAGAGAAUACCUUUCUUUCCAUGACAAGUUACAUACAGAUAUUUUCCCAUAUUUAAUUGUAAAUAUUGGAAGUGGUGUGAGUAUUGUUAGAGUUGAUGAUGUUGGUAAAUUUGAAAGAGUUUCGGGAAGCAGUAUUGGUGGAGGUACCUUCUGGGGUUUAUCAAAAUUAUUAACAGGUUGUAAUUCAUUUGAGGAAUUGUUGAAAUUAACCAAGACUGGUGACAACAAAAAGGUUGACAUGUUAGUUGGUGAUAUUUACGGAAGAGAUUAUGAAAAAAUUGGUUUGAAUUCUGAUAUUAUUGCUAGUAGUUUCGGUAAAAUGAUUCAGUACAAAGCUGGAGAAGGUGAAGAACCAAAAGAUGCCGAUCUUGCUAAAUCUUUAUUAUUUAUGAUUUGUAACAAUAUUGGUCAAAUUGCCUAUCUUAAUGCUCUCAGAUUUGGCCUUAAAAGAAUAUUUUUUGCUGGUUACUUUAUCAGAAAUCACGAUGUCACAAUGCACUACAUUUCCUAUGCCAUCAACUUUUGGUCUAGGGGUGAAAUUUCUGCCACUUUUUUGAGACAUGAAGGUUAUUUGGGAGCAAUUGGUUCCUUCCUUUCAUCUCCUCAAAAAGAUUCAGAAAAUUCUGAAUAA